GAAUGUCUCACAAUGUAUUUCAGUUUACGAAUUACAAGAGAGUUGAACGAUUAUUUAUAAACAAUAAUUUGCACCAAAAAAAUUAAAUAAAUAAAAUUUAGCUUAAUAUUUUUUCAAAAUUUAUUGACAAUUGCCUUCCUCUUCAUUUUUCUUCACAGAUUUAAAUUUGGUUCAAAGAACUCCAGUACUAAGGCGAAUGAAGCAAAAUCAAAUAUUACAAAAAGCUCGUACUCAACUACCACAUUCCCAGUCUUUUGAAAAUUUUAAAAAACCAGUUGUUUCUCUCUCAUCCCCAUUUUCAUGAAGCUUUUCCACAGAUGCUAUCACAGCUCUCUCAUACCUCCCAACCUUCAAACCACCAAGUACUCAUCAUCCAAAGAGUCCAAAAUCUUCCAACUCUGCAAAUCAGACUCGCUCUCUCAAGCUCUGAAACUCCUGAACUCUGUUAAUUCCUCUGAAAUCUCUGUAAAACCAAUCAUAUAUGCUUGUUUAUUACAGACCUGUACCAAAGUUCACUCAUUUAACCACGGGCUCCAAAUCCAUUCCCAUGUCAUCAAAUCCGGACUCGAAACUGAUCGCUUCGUUGGGAACAGUUUGCUUGCUCUCUACUUCAAAUUGGGUUCGAAUUUUUUCGAUACAAGAAGGGUGUUUGAUGGUCUUUUUGUUAAGGAUGUUGUUUCUUGGACUUCGAUGAUUUCGGGUUACAUGCGUGUGGGAAAACCCAGAAAUUCAAUCGGUUUGUUCUCGGAAAUGUUGGAUUUUGGGGUUGAGCCAAAUGGAUUUACUCUAUCUGCUGUGAUUAAGGCGUGUUCGGAGCUUGGGGACCUAAAGGUUGGUCGGUGCUUUCAUGGAGUUGUUUUUAGACGUGGGUUUGAUUCAAAUCAUGUUAUUGCUAGCGCUCUGAUUGACAUGUAUGGGAAGAAUUAUGAAUCUAAAGAUGCACGCCAGUUGUUUGAUGAAUUGCUCGAACCAGAUGCUAUUUGUUGGACGUCGGUUAUUUCAGCAUUGACGAGGAACGAUUUGUUUAAGAAAGCUUUAGGGUUCUUUUAUUUGAUGCAGAGGAAAUAUGGUUUGUCACCAGAUGGGUUUACGUUUGGGACGGUCUUGACAGCUUGUGGGAAUUUGAGGAGGCUAAAACAAGGUAAGGAAGUGCAUGCUAAGGUAAUUACGACUGAAAUUUGUGGAAAUGUGGUUGUUGAGAGCAGUCUUGUAGACAUGUAUGGCAAAUGUGGAUUAGUUGAUGAAUCUCGGCGUGUUUUCGAUAGAAUGACACAAAAGAAUUUAGUUUCUUGGUGUGCAUUGCUCGGGGGAUACUGUCAAAAGGGUGAUUUUGAAACCGUUAUUGAUCUUUUCAGGGAAAUGAACGAGGUUGAUCUCUACAGCUUCGGAACAAUUCUUCGAGCCUGUGCAGGUUUGGCAGCUGUGAGACAGGGAAAAGAGGUGCACUGCCAGUACUUGAGGAAGGGUGGUUGGAGAGACGUUAUUGUAGAAUCUGCUUUAGUGGAUCUGUAUGCAAAAAGCGGCUGUAUUGAUUUUGCUUAUAGGAUUUUUGUACAGAUGGCAGUUCGAAAUUUGAUAACUUGGAACUCAAUGAUUUGUGGGUUCGCUCAAAAUGGAAGAGGCGGAGAAGCUCUUAGGAUGUUCAAUGAGAUGGUUAUGGAGGGGAUUAAGCCAGAUUAUAUUAGUUUUAUUGGGAUUCUUUUUGCUUGUAGCCAUACAGGUUUGCUUGAUCAAGGGCGUGAGCAUUUUACUUCAAUGACUGAACAAUAUGGGAUUAAAGCUGGAAUUGAGCAUUACAAUUGCAUGGUUGAUCUCCUAGGCCGUGAUGGGCAGAUAGAAGAUGCUGAAAAUUUGAUACUAAACACAGAAUUUAAAGAUGAUUCGUCUCUUUGGGCAGCUCUUCUAGGUGCUUGUUCAACCAGUACAAAUUCUGUUGUUGCAGAGCGCAUCGCAAAGAAAAUGAUGGCAUUGGAACCUGAAUACCAUUUGAGUUAUGUUCUUCUAGCUAAUGUGUAUAGAGCAAUUGGACGGUGGAGCGAUGCUCUUAAGAUCUGGAGACUAAUGCAAGAUAGAGGGGUUAAGAAGAAGCCUGGGAAGAGCUGGAUUGAAACCAAGAGCAGAUUGGGCUCUUCUUCUGUUGGCAUGACUUACUUGGAUAUGCCUAAUGAAACCGAAUUUCCUGAUAUGACGGAUUUAGUGCGGUUAAAUGCUGAAAAAUAGUGUUGCUCAAAUAGUUUUUUACUUUUCACCGUUGCAUGGAAUGGCCUGGCAAUUUGGAAUUUUAGGAAAAAUUGUCCAAAUACUUUUGGAUGUGGGAAAUUCACAACGAACAAGGAUGCAAAAAUAGUUGAUGCAUUCCAAUAUUGUUCUGGCAAGUCAGAACAUCAUGAUCUUAUUGCUAAGUAUUGGGAACAUAAAUACCACAGCGACGUAUCAGGCGUCUCAGAAUCCAUAUGAAGCAAAAUCAUUCAAUUUUUUGUCGUCCCUGAUUUGAAAUGAUGUCAAUUGGUUCUACCGGAAUCGAAGUAUAAUUGCCUUUUCAAUGAUAAUGGCAUCAAUUAAGAAUUAUUAGAAAUAAGAUUGUCAUUUGCGUUACUUUUUAGUUCUGUGACUCCACAUUUUAUCUAUAGAAAACUAUGAUUGAUGAAUUGUCAUGUAGGACCGCUGUGAAAAAAAGGGUAGGUUCACAGUCAAGGUUGUCAGCCAAAUUGUGUAACUUUCAAUUGAAUUAUAUGACUAUAAAAACUGACUGAUGAGGUGUUAUGUGA
Camellia sinensis is the source of this 2768-nucleotide messenger RNA. Its product is annotated as Pentatricopeptide repeat (PPR-like) superfamily protein. The record is from RefSeq and is a predicted model, not a curated record. NCBI's taxonomy places the organism in Eukaryota, Viridiplantae, Streptophyta, Magnoliopsida, Ericales, Theaceae. Gene Ontology annotation, biological process: RNA modification. Gene Ontology annotation, cellular component: intracellular membrane-bounded organelle. Gene Ontology annotation, molecular function: RNA binding; protein binding.